CUAUAAGUAGCAGCAGGCAAGGCAAUCCUCCACUGAUUCCCAUAGUUUAGAGCUGGGCUUCUUGUCUCCUGCUUGCAUUCUACAAAAUCCAAUUGCCUGCCUCCUGCUGCCCCGUAGUACAAUUUUGCAGAUCGAAGCAUGAACCAUCUCUUGUGAGUAACUUUUCUUCUUCCUUGUCGUCUUUUUCUUCUUCUUCUUCUUUGCCGAAAGGUUGGUUGAGACCUGCUGCAGAUUUUUGUUUGGAGGAUGAUUUUUUAAUUCAGGGAAUGGGGUUGGUCUGCCUAUCAUGCAUGCAUGUUUCGUGAUUAUGGCAUUGCUUAAAGUACAAUACUAACUACUCCUAUGAGUUGAUUGAAAAGAGUUUGUUUUUGUCAGUUAUGAGUGCAAGGGAGAGCCCCUAACUAGAUAUUUUUUGUUUUAAAAAAUAUUGGCAAUUAGUCAGAACCAGCAGACAUAUGUUGCGUUCAGGAACCACCUAAGUAGUAGUCAUUACUCAUUAACUGGCUGGCCAUCUUUCUGAAAGUGUUGCAGGAUAUGCAUCCGUCUGAUCUGAUCUGUUACUCAAUACAUAUGGAAUACUAGUAGGAGUGCAAAUUGGUGACCCUUAGGUGCAUCUCCAACCCUUUUUAGUUCAAAUUUUUGUGCUACUUCUCCAAAAUGAGAUCCAAUUUUAGAAAAUUAGCACAAAUAUUUGAACUAAAGAGGGUUGGAGGUCAACCUAAGGGUCACCAAUUUGCACCCCUAGUAAAAUACUAGGUACCAUGAAUGGAUGGAUGUCCUUGUCCUCUGUUACUGUGAUGUGUCCCUCCCAAUUCCAUUUCACAAUUUCACAUAGAUGCUGGGUCAUGGUUUUACCAGCAAGCAAACAAGCAUUCAUUUUAUGGUCAUGGCUGCUGGACCUGAGCAUUCAUGUUCGUGUUCUUCUGUUCCCUUCGUCGGCAGCAGAGCUACCGUGGCCUGUCUGAUGAUCGCUACAUACAGUUGAAUACAUCUGGUCACAGCGGCCAAGUAAGAAAUGGUUCUCCCUCACAUGGCGCAUCCAGCGAGAGCUAGUCUGGCUGGUCCUUGUCAACGGCCUGUCCUGCUGCUGCUUUCUUGGUAGUUCAUUGGAGUAGCACUGCUCACUCAGCGAUCUGCGUUCCAUCGCCAGCAGAGGCUAAUCCAGAUCGCAUCAGCCAACCCAACAAUCGCCGGCAGCCAGCAUGAAGCAACAAGUUGUGAGCAGCAACGGCAGCUCGCCGUCGCCGUCUCCGGCAGCCGCGCGAACGCGGGCAUCACGACCGCCGCCGCCCAAAGUCAGGCAACCUCCUGCUGCUCCAGGGGUGAAGGCCAGGCCAAGAACCACCCCCACCACCACCACCAUGUCGGCGGCCGCGGCGGCGGCGAGGAGGCAGCUGCCCGUACCUGCGCCUGCGCCGGUGAGGAGGGCCAUAAGCAGCAGGGACAAAGAGGAUCCUGACAAGGAGACAGUGGAGGAGGAGGUCGUGCGCCUGCGUGCAGAGGUGGAGGCCCUGCGCAGGGAGGUGCAGCGCCUGCUCCGCCUCAACGCCGACCUGGCCCUUGCGCAGAGAGGGCAGGGCAAGGCCAUCGGCAGCAGUGAUAUUCCGCCACAGCAAGACAAAGACAGCCAUGAUCCUGCAACCAACAGACCACAGCCUCCCAGCAAGACUCCCGGCGUAGUCCCUGCACGGCCGCCCCCGCCGCCGCCACCGCCGCCACGGCAGCAAAAGCCGAAAGGCUCUUCAGCUCCGAUCACAAGCCCGGUGAGCAAGGCCGCCGCAGUGGUGGACAUGUACAACUCGCUGACCAACAGCAAGAAGCCGCCGCAGAACGCUGACAGAGGCCGAAGCCAUCAUCACCACAGCAGCAUCGUUGGGGAGCUGCAGAACCGCUCCAGGCACCUGCUAGCGAUCAAAGCGGACGUCGAAACAAAAGCAGAGCUCAUCGAAGAUCUCAUCAAGAAAAUCCACACCAGCACCUACACCGACGUGGAGCAGGUGCUUACCUUCGUGGACUGGCUGGAUCAACAGCUUUCUACUCUGUCUGACGAGACCGCCGUCCUGAAGCACUUCAACUGGCCGGAGAGGAAAGCCGAUGCGCUCCGGGAAGCCGCCUCCGAGUACCGGCAUCUCAAGUGCCUUCUAGCAGACAUCUCUUCCUUGAACGAUGACGGCGGCAGCCCUUCGCCCUGCGAUUCAAUUCUCAGGAAGAUCUCAAGCUUGCUGGACAGAUUGGAGAAGAGCAUGAGCAGGCUGGUGAAUCUGCGGAGCUCGGCGAUGCCAACCUACAAGGAGCUGCGAAUCCCAACUGACUGGAUGCUUGAUUCAGGGGUUACCUCGAAGAUGAGGUUGGCGUCGGUGAACCUGGCGAAGGUGUACACGAAGAGAGUCCUCAAGGAACUGGAUGGCAGGGAUACGGCUGGGAACGAGGCUGCUCUGGUCGCUCAGAGCGUGCGCUUCACCUACAGGGUCCACCAGUUUGCUGGAGGGCUCGACGGCGAAGCGAUGCACGCCUUUGAAGAGCUAAGAAGGCGGGUUCGUCCGGUCUCCUCGUCUUAGCCGCAUCUACAUGGACAUGGUGGAGAUCAAGAGUCAAGCCCCCCACUAGAUCCUCUUCUUCUUUGUGUAGCAUAAUCGUUGCGGCGCCUGUCAUUUGAGGGCUUGUACAAUGACAUGUAAUGAGACAACUAAGAGUUGGUUUAAGUGCCCGCGAACCCCAA
Panicum hallii is the source of this 2719-nucleotide messenger RNA. RefSeq names its product protein CHUP1, chloroplastic-like. The record is from RefSeq and is a predicted model, not a curated record. Gene Ontology annotation, cellular component: chloroplast outer membrane. NCBI's taxonomy places the organism in Eukaryota, Viridiplantae, Streptophyta, Magnoliopsida, Poales, Poaceae. The coding region runs from base 1203 to 2558 and encodes 451 amino acids. The transcript has 7 exons. Gene Ontology annotation, biological process: chloroplast organization.